UCACCUGUCGACUCUACUUUUACAGAUUUAGGUCAUUGGUCGACCUAAGAUAAGUAUUGACCACUCACAUUGAUUUUCUAAGGGGUUACGACAGAGCACGUCUACACAACUCAGACACAGGUUUUGAAGUUUUCCAAGCGACGCCUACCACUCCUACAACUAUGCCGGACAUGAAACGGUCGCUGACAAUUGAUGAGGUGCCAGACGUGCACAAGGAGCCGUAUGUUCUUACGGGAUACAGGCCCCCGCAGCAGCCAUGGCGUUUUUACCUGAUGAGUAUCUUCUCCCAGCACAACGAAACCGUGAACGUCUGGACCCACCUUCUGCCAUGUUUCUACGUGCUGUGGCUGCUGAAGACAUACUCUGACGAGGUAAGCUUCGCAAGUGACGUAUCUUCAACGCUUCUGCUUCUCUUCGGCACCAGCGUCUUCACUUCACAGUUCCUGAGCGCAUGCGCCCAUCUCCUACACUCUCGCUCUGUAGCUGCGUAUUACGUCACCUUUAUCUUUGACUAUCUGGGAAUCGCCUACCACUCAUACACCAGCGGGACCGUGCAAUACUUCCUCAGCAGCGAAGCUUCGUUUUUCCACGCCGUGCAUCCGUGGUAUCCGUGGGCAUGUGUGUUAUUCAGUUGUUGCUACUUUGCUGUCAAUGCGUACUCACACGUUAGGUACCGGAGAUGUCAUUCGGAAAGAGCUAUGAUUCAAGUUGUCUCCUUCGGUAUGACGUAUCUGUGGACAGUUUCACCAGUGAUACACCGCAUUUACUCUGAUGUCUACAACGGAACAGCGGACGACGUCACAUUGAUGCAUGUCAACCAUAUCCUCCUGGUCGCCAUAGCAGGCUUCUUCCACGGGUCAGGGGUGCCACAGAAGUUUUUCCCUGGAAUGUGUGACGUCAUUGGUCACGGCCAUCAGAUAUUUCACGUAGCAAGUUCAACAUCAAUAACACUCCAGCUAAAAGCAUCGUUCGCAGAUCUGCAGAACCGCCGCCAUCUUGAUUUGGCUCGAAUUCGUCCUACCGACAUGUCAAUCACAGCUUACCUUGUUGUGUUAUUUACUUCAUAUGGUUACAUCACUGUCAUAUUUGUGCGCAAAGCUUUGUCAAAGGCAAAUUAUAAAGAUAAAACAGAAAAAUUCCUCAAGUUAUUUUGUCCACCCGGGUUUUGUAAAACGUUCAUUGGUCGACCGAUGAUAAUCAUUGAUCACACUGGCUAUUCCGAGGAGUUACUACGACACAGCGCGUCUACACAACACGGUCACAGGUUUGAAGUUUUCCAAACGACGCCUACCACUCUUACAACUAUGUCUGGCAUGAAACGGUCGAUGACAAUUGAUGAGGUGCCAGACGUCCACAAGGAGCCGUAUGUUCUUACGGGAUACAGGCACCCGCAGCAGUCAUGGCGUUUUUACCUGAUGAGUAUCUUCUCCCAGCACAACGAAACCAUGAACGUCUGGACUCAUCUUAUCCCAUGUUUCUACGUGCUGUGGCUGCUAAAGACAUACUCUGACGAGGUAAGCUUCGCAAGUGACGUAUCUUCAACGCUUCUGCUUCUCUUCGGCACCAGCGUCUUCACUUCACAGUUCCUGAGCGCAUGCGCCCAUCUCCUACACUCUCGCUCUGUAGCUGCGUAUUACGUCACCUUUAUCUUUGACUAUCUAGGAAUCGCCUACCACUCAUACACCAGCGGGACCGUGCAAUACUUCCUCAGCAGCGAAGUUUCGUUUUUCCACGCCGUGCAUCCGUGGUAUCCGUGGGCAUGUGUGUUAUUCAGUUGUUGCUACUUUGCUGUCAAUGCGUACUCACACGUUAGGUACCGGAGAUGCCAUUCGGAAAGAGCUAUGAUUCAAGUUGUCUCCUUCGGUAUGACGUAUCUGUGGACAGUUUCACCAGUGAUACACCGCAUUUACUCUGAUGUCUACAACGGAACAGCGGAUGACGUCACAUGGAUGCAUGUCAACCAUAUCCUCCUGGUCGCCAUAGCAGGCUUCUUCCACGGGUCAGGGGUGCCACAGAAGUUUUUCCCUGGAAUGUGUGACGUCAUUGGUCACGGCCAUCAGAUAUUUCACGUAGCAAGUUCAACAUCAAUAACACUCCAGCUAAAAGCAUCGUUCGCAGAUCUGCAGAACCGCCGCCAUCUUGAUUUGGCUCGAAUUCGUCCUACCGACAUGUCAAUCACAGCUUACCUUGUUGUGUUAUUUACUUCAUAUGGUUACAUCACUGUCAUAUUUGUGCGCAAAGCUUUGUCAAAGGCAAAUUAUAGUUAAUAUAUGUAUAUAUUUUCAUUUGUGGAUUAAUAUAGAUUGGCAUCUUGUUUGUCUUUUGGGGGGGGGGGUGUUUUGUUGUUUUGUCUUAUUGUCCAUUAAUGUAGUCAACGUCUGAUUGUGGCAAAAAAACAACAACGGCAAAUGCGGUCAAAUGAGAUUUCAGUGCGCAUUCAUCUAUUUGAUUAUCCUAACACAAAAUUUUUAAGUAUACCUAUUUGCGAUACCAUUAAAGGCAUUUAUAUUUUACGGCGUACUUUUCCGUGGUUGCAUAUAUGCAAUUUUAUUUUAUUCCUACUAAUUUUGUUAUGCAAUUGGAUUUUAUUAUUUCAUUAGUUGUUUAGUUAGUCCGUUUGUCUUUUUCUUAAUCAUUCAUUUUUGUUUAUUCUAUGAACUUAAUUGAAGUGUUAUAAUUUGGCAAAGGGAGGUCCCUAUU
This is a messenger RNA of Branchiostoma floridae (Florida lancelet), 2700 nucleotides long. RefSeq lists its product as uncharacterized. The record is from RefSeq and is a predicted model, not a curated record. Gene Ontology annotation, cellular component: plasma membrane. Gene Ontology annotation, molecular function: nuclear steroid receptor activity; steroid binding. The transcript has 7 exons. Lineage: Eukaryota; Metazoa; Chordata; Leptocardii; Amphioxiformes; Branchiostomatidae. The coding region runs from base 162 to 2267 and encodes 701 amino acids. Gene Ontology annotation, biological process: response to steroid hormone.